CGGGACAGCUCUUGCACUAAAGGAACGCAAGUUAGCUUUGGGACCCGCUGUUUCAGGCAGACGGCGUGGACGUUGAGUCUGUUUGCACAAGUCGUAUAAGAAGUGAUUUUCGGAGCUCCGGGACAAUGCUGGAGAUUGCAGGAGCGGUUAUUCCCAGGCUGUUUUUUAUUUUGCACUCACUAGUUGCUGUGUGGAGAGUCACCCAUUCUUUACAUGAAAGACAGUACGCUUUGCUCGCACUUCUCAAUGUGCUCCUCAUCGUUGAGAUGAUCUGGGCUCUAAAAAAGAGAAAAGGAAAAGAUUGUAAGUGAGUCUCAGCAGAAACAAAGGAAAAAAGAUGGUGGAAAUCCUGCAGCAGCCACCACUACCAGACUUUCCUUAACAUCUUAAGCUGACAAUGAAUCUAAACAGCUGAGGUUGGAAGAUCUGGUAAAAGAAAGAACAUCAUCAUUUUUUAAUGUACUUAAAGAAAAAGGCAAAGAAAGGUCUCAGUCAUUCCCUCAAGAAAGCAACAGAACGGUGGGAAGAUGAACCAUUCUUCAACGAAUUUUGUGAACUGUCAGCAUGCAUGAUGGUUUUCCCCAGCAAUCCUAUUAUAUCUAAUCUGUGUAAUGCCAUCCAUUUGGAUUUUAGAAGUACAUCACCAUCAGGUGGAAAAGAAUGACAAAAAUGUUUCAAAUAAAUGUGUAGAGCUUAAUGAUGAACUGGCUGGUGCUAAUUCUUAUCAUCUAUCUUUUAAUCAAAACAUAACAGAGAUUUUUAAACUGUUGUCAUCUGUGUGCAAUGAUGCUUGGAUCUUGGGACUUCAUCAAACACUCCUAAUCCUGCUGAUCGUUGGAAAAUGGGUUCUCCCAAUGGGUUAUGGAAUUACAAGAGAUGAGUUUUCUCAGCUGUUACUCAUCUUUGUCUCCAUUGCAGCAGAUAUCCUAGAAUUUACAACUGAGACAUUAUCUGAACCAAAUGUCAGAAAAAACACAGUCUUGGUGUAUGCAAUCCUUGGUGUGUGGUCAUGGAGCAUGCUACAGUUUCCAUUGCAUCUUGCAGUGCUACACGCAGAGCCUUCAUCAGCAAGCCAGAAUUCCUCUGGAUCUUUGUUGUCAACAUACCGGGCAGAUAUUUGGAACAUUAUUGUAAGCCUUUUCAUUCAUGAUGGGCCUUUUUUUGUAUUACGAAUGUUAGUGAUGAUCUAUUUCAAGGUUAUUCAUCAAAUGCUGGUAUUUUUCAGUAUUAAGAACUUUUUGGUACUAUUAAUUCAGAUCUAUCGUCUUUCAGUGAUCUGUGAGGACUACAGAUCAAGACUACCACAUUAGCACAACUCAUAAUUAUACCACUGACUUGUAUUUGAGAGCCGUUUUAUAACUUGUUGUAUUAUUCUUAGCAAAUAAAUAUGUUUCAGAAACCAAA
This is a messenger RNA of Polypterus senegalus (gray bichir), 1404 nucleotides long. RefSeq names its product transmembrane protein 26b (gene tmem26b). The record is from RefSeq and is a predicted model, not a curated record. The coding region runs from base 612 to 1310 and encodes 232 amino acids. Lineage: Eukaryota; Metazoa; Chordata; Cladistia; Polypteriformes; Polypteridae. The transcript has 7 exons.